UGCAGCAGCAGCAGGCGCUCUCUGCAGUACAGAUCUGCUGAGAGCAGAGCUCCUCCACCGACCACAGCCGCAGGGCUCCCACUGCAGUUCAGAGGGAAAACCACACACACACACUCACACACACACACACUCACACGCGCACACACAUAUACAGUAUAUAUAUAUAUAUAUACACACUGGAGGGAGGAACUGAUACCUCACAAGAACCACAGCUCAGAAGACAAGACAAAGAGGAGGAGAAGAAAAGAGUUAUCAGGAACACACGAGACGAGGAGAGCGAGGGCCGGACCAGGUUCACUGCUGUUUUCUUUGGACAAUCAAUAAUUUAUCCUCUGACUCAUUUGGUUUUGGUGGGGGGGGGGGGGGUCUGUGGAACACAACUUUGCUUUUUGAAAAAGUUUGACGUCCAGGACGGGAUUUUUCUUUUUUGCAGCAGCAACAUUUCUAACUACCUGGCUCUUUUUGUGCAGUCGCAGCAAUACCUGCCUCGGAACUUCUCCACUGUGCGUGAUUUUGUUUCUCUGGGCGUGCGAGCAUCUCUCUCGGACGGAGUGAAGUGAGUUAACAGGUCCUCGGGUGUAACUGUGUGGAAGAGUGCAUGUGUGAAUUCACAUUGUUUUGUUCUUUUACGCCGCAGUGCAAAAAUAAUCUUCCCUUUGCAUUUGACUCAGUGUCUAGAUUCUUACUGUCAUCUUCACUUUGACAUGUAUCAGGCAGACUUUUCUUCGCGUUGAGGAUUGUGUCAACGCUACAGAGGUACAUCCCGAAGAAACAGGGUAUAAGAGACAUUGGCAAGUUCAGCUUCUUUUUGGUGUUUUUUGUUCAAAUAUACUGGAGGAAACUUCUUCUUUUUUUUUCCUGUGGUGAAGCCUCGGCAACAUCUGCCCCUGCCCCUUAUCUCGGGAUGGCUGGCUGUACCAGCCGCUGCAGGCAGGGGGUCCUCAAGUUGAUCCAGUCCCUGCAGAGAUUAGUCUCAGGAACCCUCGCGAAAGAUAAAACAGAUGAGGAGCUGGAGAUGACGACGGUGUGUUACAGACCGGAGGGCCUUGACCAACUGGAAGCGCAAACUAACUUCACCAAACAGGAGCUGCAGAUCCUCUAUCGGGGUUUCAAGAAUGAAUGUCCAAGCGGAGUGGUAAACGAGGAGACGUUUAAACACAUUUACGCCCAGUUCUUCCCUCAUGGAGAUGCAAGCAUGUACGCACAUUAUCUUUUCAACGCGUUUGACACGACAAACAAUGGCUCCAUUAAGUUUAAGGACUUUGUGAUGGGGUUGUCCACACUGCUGCGGGGGACUCUGAGGGAAAAGCUGGAGUGGACGUUUCACCUGUAUGACAUUAACAGAGACGGGUACAUAAAUAGAGAGGAAAUGACUGAGAUUGUGAGAGCCAUUUACGACAUGAUGGGAAAGUACACCUACCCUGCACUAAAGGGGGACGUCCCUCAGCAGCACGUGGACGCCUUUUUUCGGAAAAUGGACAAAAACAAAGAUGGGAUGAUGACUUUAGAGGAGUUUAUUAUAGCCUGCCAGGAGGAUGAAACUAUGAUGAGAUCCAUGCAGCUGUUUGAGAACGUGAUGUGAGACAAGCAGAGAGGACGGAGGGGAAAAAAGAGAGUGCUCGGUGCGUGUGCGUGUGCGUGUGUGUGUGUGUGUGUGUGUGUGUGUACAUCCAGUCUCUCCUCUUCCCAUCUCCCCCCCCCCCCCCCCCCCCCCACAAAGACUUAAAGGAAGGGACUGGACUGGAAUGCUUUUAAGCGUUUCUUGUGGAGUUUCACCACACAACACAAAGUGACUGAGAGACUUGGACAUAAGGACAUCGGUCUGGAUCAUGUCUUGAAGAUUGAACAGUGGCCCGUCAAAGAUAAAGAUACUCCUGCAUUACAAGGCUGCUCCCGACCAGCAAAGAGCUAUUAGUUCAACCAGCAGAACUAUCUUUUUUUUUUCCCCCUAAAAGCUGUUCUAUUUUUGACCAAAAUAUAAUUGCAUGCUUUUGCAAGAGCUUUUAUUUUAUCUCCAAAACUUACUAUGGGCAUUUGGUCCAUGAGGACUAUAUUCAUCUCAUGCACAUAAUAGUUGACCAAUAUGGCGUAUUUCACAUGUCAUGUACUGGUUACACCGUUGCAGUGAACCAGCUGUACUCUUUGUUUUGCCUGCUGAGACCCAAUGCUGCUGAAACCCAAUGCUUCUGUGGAAAGCGUCAGUAGAAAGUCAAAGAAUUUGGAAAGCAGCACAUUUGAUGGCGUGCGUGUGCGUGUUUGUGCGUGCGUGUGUAAGUGCGUGCGUGCAUUCAUGUGUGUGUGUGUGCGUGAGUGACCCGGUCUUUGUGUCUAUGUUGACUGCUUUUCAGCUUUUUGUGGUAUAAUUGGUGUGUUGUCAAAAUGUAAAAAAGAAACGUCUUGUGGGAAACGUGCAUACAUUUGGAGAUGACAUGCAAACUGAAGAUGUUGAAGAUGAGGGAGAAAUCAUGAAAACCAAUGUCUUCAUUUUACACAGGGAUGUCAAUAAAACAUUUGUAUGUUGCAACCGUAUCCAUCUCUCUCAUGAAAAGAGUCAGAUGAGGGUUUGCUUAGCUCAAAAAUCUGGAUGAGGUCCUGCAUUGAGAAAGUAGUGAAAAAGUUGCAGGGAAAAACAACAGAAUGUCAUCUUUGGAAUGUGAUGUUUUCGUGACGCUGCUGACGAUGGCUCCAUCUGUAUAUGUGAUCAUGUGGCACUGCUUCCUCCCGCCAAACCGAAUCUGUGAUGUCACACUGAUGUACAGGUGCAGACUCCUGUUGUUGCCUGCAGAUUUUUUUCUGUGAGUCCUGGUGUGUUUGAAAGCACCACCUUAAUAGAAAACUCACUUGGCUUCAGUAGUUUAAGCAUAAAAAUAUGAAUCGCUGUCUGUUUUUCUUUGCCAGCAGUGGAGCAGCUCUUUGCUGUGUGGUACAUCUGUGUGACAUCACACCCUCAGGUCUCUGGUAUCUCGGUUUGAAGCAGAGCUGUUAAUUCUCACGAGCAGUAAUUUAAUGCUAAGCCAUAGGAAUAAAUAUCGUUCUUAAACCAA
This is a messenger RNA of Scophthalmus maximus (turbot), 3044 nucleotides long. RefSeq names its product Kv channel interacting protein 1 b (gene kcnip1b). Gene Ontology annotation, cellular component: voltage-gated potassium channel complex. The transcript is spliced from 8 exons. The coding region runs from base 905 to 1582 and encodes 225 amino acids. Lineage: Eukaryota; Metazoa; Chordata; Actinopteri; Pleuronectiformes; Scophthalmidae. The record is from RefSeq and is a predicted model, not a curated record. Gene Ontology annotation, biological process: regulation of potassium ion transmembrane transport. Gene Ontology annotation, molecular function: transmembrane transporter binding; potassium channel regulator activity; calcium ion binding.